Messenger RNA from Naumovozyma castellii, 6696 nucleotides. RefSeq lists its product as uncharacterized. The transcript has a single exon. Bases 1 to 6696 code for a protein of 2231 amino acids. NCBI's taxonomy places the organism in Eukaryota, Fungi, Ascomycota, Saccharomycetes, Saccharomycetales, Saccharomycetaceae. The record is from RefSeq and is a predicted model, not a curated record.
AUGAGCGAAGAAAACUUAUUCGAGGAAACAACCUCCAAAAAGCAAUACGAAAUAACUGACUAUUCAUCCAAACAUAAGAGACUCCCAGGUCAUUUCCUAGGUCUAAAUACAAUAGAGAAGGCUGAAGAAUCUCCAUUGAAAAAUUUCGUCAGAUCACAUGGUGGUCACACCGUCAUCUCCAAGAUAUUAAUCGCUAAUAAUGGGAUUGCUGCCGUUAAGGAGAUCCGUUCCGUUAGAAAAUGGGCCUAUGAAACUUUCGGUAAUGAAAGAACCAUUCAAUUCGUCGCUAUGGCCACCCCAGAAGAUUUGGAAGCUAAUGCUGAAUACAUUAGAAUGGCCGAUCAAUACGUGGAAGUCCCAGGUGGAACCAACAAUAAAAAUUAUGCUAAUGUCGAUCUGAUCGUGGACAUUGCAGAAAGAGCUGAUGUCGAUGCAGUGUGGGCAGGUUGGGGUCAUGCCUCUGAAAACCCACAUUUACCAGAAAAAUUAGCCAUGUCCAAGAGGAAAGUCGUCUUUAUUGGUCCACCAGGGAGCGCUAUGAGAUCCCUAGGUGACAAGAUUUCCUCUACCAUUGUCGCUCAAUCCGCUCACGUUCCAUGUAUCCCAUGGUCAGGAACAGGUAUUGACAAAGUUCAAGUGGAUAAAGAUACUGGGUUGGUCUCCGUCGCUGAUGAAGUAUACGCUCAAGGGUGCUGUUCAUCCCCCGAGGAUGGACUUGAGAAGGCCAAGAAAAUUGGGUUCCCCGUCAUGAUUAAGGCCUCUGAAGGUGGUGGUGGGAAAGGUAUUAGACAAGUGGAACGUGAAGAAGAUUUCAUCGCUUUGUACCAUCAAGCUGCCAAUGAAAUUCCAGGUUCCCCCAUAUUUAUUAUGAAAUUGGCAGGUAAAGCCCGUCAUUUGGAAGUGCAAUUAUUAGCUGACCAAUAUGGUAACAACAUUUCUCUAUUUGGUCGUGAUUGUUCCGUGCAAAGACGUCAUCAAAAAAUUAUUGAAGAAGCUCCAGUGACCAUUGCUGCACCAGAAACUUUUGCCAUGAUGGAAAAAUCUGCCGUGAGACUGGGGAAAUUGGUUGGUUAUGUGUCCGCUGGUACUGUGGAGUAUUUAUACUCUCAUGAAGAUAAGAAAUUUUAUUUCUUAGAAUUGAAUCCAAGAUUACAAGUCGAGCAUCCAACCACUGAAAUGGUCACAGGUGUAAAUUUACCAGCCACUCAAUUGCAAAUUGCUAUGGGUAUCCCCAUGCAUAGAAUUAGCGACAUUAGAGUAUUUUACGGAAUGAACCCACAUACCGCUUCAGAAAUUGAUUUCGAUUUCUCCACAGAAGAAUCAUUGAAGACUCAAAGGAAACCAGUUCCAAAGGGUCAUUGUACUGCCUGUCGUAUUACUUCUGAAGAUCCAGAUGAAGGGUUUAAACCAUCUGGGGGGUCCCUACAUGAAUUGAACUUCCGUUCUUCUUCAAACGUUUGGGGUUACUUCUCAGUGGGUAAUAAUGGUGGUAUUCAUUCAUUCUCAGAUUCUCAAUUCGGUCAUAUCUUUGCAUUCGGAGAAAAUAGACAAGCCUCUAGAAAACAUAUGGUUGUCGCCCUAAAGGAAUUAUCCAUUAGAGGUGAUUUCAGAACCACAGUGGAAUACUUAAUCAAAUUAUUAGAAACUGAAGAUUUUGAAGAUAAUACAAUUACUACCGGUUGGUUGGAUGAUUUAAUUUCUCAUAAGAUGACUGCUGAAAAACCAGAUCCAACAUUGGCUGUCAUUUGUGGUGCUACCACUCAAACUUUUAUUGCCGCUGAAGCAGCUCGUAAGAAAUAUAUAGAUAACUUAAAGAGAGGUCAAGUACCACCAAAGUCUCAAUUGGAAACAAUGUUCCCCGUGGAAUUCAUUCAUGAAGGAAUGAGAUACAAAUUUACUGUGGCUAAAUCUGCUGAUGAUCGUUACACAUUGUUCAUUAACGGUUCCAAAUGUGAAGUUCGUGCCUCCAAGUUAUCAGACGGUGGAUUGUUGAUUGCUCUUGGUGGGAAGUCCCAUACCAUUUAUUGGAAACAAGAAGUAGGUGCAACAAGAUUAUCCGUUGAUUCUAUGACUACUUUGUUAGAAGUGGAAAAUGAUCCAACACAAUUACGUACUCCUUCUCCAGGUAAAUUAGUCAAAUUCUUAGUGGAAAGUGGUGAUCACAUUGCCGCAGGUCAACCUUAUGCUGAAAUUGAGGUUAUGAAAAUGCAAAUGCCCCUAGUAGCUCAAGAAACUGGUAUUAUUCAACUUUUGAAACAACCAGGUUCUACUCUUUCUGCAGGUGAUAUAAUUGCCAUCUUAACUCUAGAUGAUCCAUCAAAGGUUAAACACGCAUUGCCAUUUGAAGGUUUAUUACCUGAUUUUGGUUCUCCAGUGGUUGAAGGUACCAAGCCAGCCUACAAAUUCAAAUCUUUAAUUUCCACCUUACAAAAUAUCUUACAAGGUUAUGAUAAUCAAAUAAUAAUGAAUGCAUCAGUACAACAAUUAAUUGAGGUGCUAAGAGAUCCAAAAUUACCAUAUUCAGAAUGGAAAUUACAUAUUUCUGCUCUACAUUCCAGAUUACCCAUUGAUUUAUAUGAAAGAUUAGAAGAACUUGUCAGUCGUUCUGCUAAGCGUGCUGCAAUUUUCCCAGCUAGACAAUUGAAUAAAAUGUUAGAAGGUGCUUUGAAACAACCUGAUGCGGAUAGUCAAUUGGCCGGCAACAUUGAGCCUUUAUUGGAUAUAACGAGACGUUACAUGGAUGGGCUAGAAGCUCAUGAACAUUCAGUAUUCGUUAACUUUUUGGAAGAAUAUUACAACAUUGAAAAACUAUUUAAUGGUUCCAACGUUCGUGAAGAAAAUGUUAUCUUAAAACUACGUGAUGAAAACAUUGACAAUUUAGAUAAGGUCGCUUUGAUUGUUUUGUCACAUGCUAAAGUGUCAGCCAAGAAUAAUUUGAUUUUAGCCAUUUUAAAGCACUACCAACCUUUGUGUAAGAUUUCUUCUGAAAUUGCUCAUAUUUUCACUAAGCCAUUACAAGAUCUUGUCCAAUUGGAAUCUAAGUCAACAGCUAAGAUUGCUCUACAAGCAAGAGAAAUUUUGAUCCAAGGUGCCCUUCCAUCUGUGAAGGAAAGAACUGAACAAGUGGAACAUAUUUUAAAGUCUUCUGUAGUUCAAACUUCCUAUGGUGCAUCAAAUGCUAAACGCUCAGAACCUGAUCUAGAAAUUUUGAAGGAUCUAAUUGAUUCUAACUAUGUAGUUUUUGAUGUUUUGAUUGGUUUCUUAAGUCAUCCUGAUCCUGCCGUCGCUGCCGCUGCUGCUCAAGUGUACGUUCGUCGUGCAUACAGAGCAUACACUGUUGGUGAAGUUAAGGGUCAUGAAUCUAUUUCUAAUCCAGUCAUUGAAUGGAAAUUCCAAUUGCCUUCUGCUGCCUUUUCCUCUAUUCCACAGGUUAGGACGAAAAUGGGUAUGAACAGAGCUAUCUCUGUUUCUGAUUUAAGUUACGUUGUUGACAGCGAACAUUCUCCAUUAAGAACUGGUAUUCUUGUUUCUGCUAACCAUCUUGACGAUGUUGACAACAACCUAGCUGAAAGUUUGGAAGUCAUUCCAGAACACUUUUCUCCAUCUGGGCCCGUUCCUGACAGAUCUGGUAGUUCAUCUACAUUAAGCAAUGUUGCUAACAUUUUUGUUGGGUCAACUGAAGGAUUUGAGUCUGAAACAGAAAUUCUAAAGAAGAUUAGAGAAAUAUUAGAUGUUAACAAGCCAGACUUAAUUAAGUCCGCCAUUCGUCGUAUCACAUUUAUGUUUGGUUUUAAGGAUGGCACAUAUCCAAAAUAUUACACUUUUAAUGGGCCUAAUUAUUGCGAAAAUGAAACAAUCCGUCACAUUGAACCAGCUUUAGCUUUCCAAUUAGAAUUAGGGAAGAUGUCCAACUUCAACAUUAAGCCAAUCUUCACUGAAAAUAGAAACAUUCAUGUUUACGAAGCUGUCAGUAAGACUUCUCCAUUGGAUAAGAGAUUUUUCACAAGAGGUAUAAUUAGAACAGGCCGUAUUCGUGAAGAUAUCUCCAUUCAAAAAUAUUUAACUUCUGAAGCCAAUAGAUUAAUGAGUGAUAUCUUGGAUAACUUGGAAAUCAUCGAUACAUCCAAUUCUGACUUGAAUCAUAUCUUUAUUAAUUUUUCCGCCGUCUUUGAUGUGUCUCCAGAAGAUGUUGAAGCCGCCUUUGGUGGAUUCUUGGAAAGAUUUGGUAAAAGAUUAUUAAGAUUACGUGUAUCAUCAGCUGAAAUUCGUAUUAUUAUUCAAGAUCCACAAACUGGUGCACCAGUCCCACUACGUGCAUUGAUUAACAAUGUUUCAGGUUACGUGGUCAAGUCCGAGUUAUACACUGAAGUUAAAAACAGUAAAGGUGAGUGGGUUUUCAAGUCUUUGGGUAAACCAGGUUCCAUGCAUUUGAGACCUAUUGCCACACCAUAUCCAGUCAAAGAAUGGUUACAACCUAAACGUUACAAGGCACAUUUAAUGGGUACCACUUAUGUUUAUGACUUCCCAGAAUUAUUCCAUCAAGCUACUGUAUCUCAAUGGGAAAAGCAUUCACCAGAGACAAAAUUGACAGAUUCUUUCUUCACCGCCAAUGAAUUAAUUGAAGAUGAAAACGGAGAAUUAACUGAAGUUGAAAGAGAACCAGGUGCCAAUUCCAUUGGUAUGGUUGCCUUUAAGGUUACUGUAAAGACUCCAGAAUAUCCACGUGGUCGUCAAUUUGUUAUUGUUGCCAAUGAUAUUACAUUCAAAAUUGGUUCCUUUGGUCCACAGGAAGAUGAUUUCUUUAACAAGGUUACUGAAUAUGCUAGAAAGCGUGGUAUUCCAAGAAUCUAUUUAGCUGCUAACUCCGGUGCCAGAAUUGGUAUCGCAGAAGAAAUUGUUCCUUUAUUUCAAGUUUGUUGGAAGGAAGAGGGCAAUCCAUCUAAGGGGUUCGAAUACUUAUAUUUGACAUCUGAAGGACUAGAGACUUUAAAGAAAUAUGGUAAGGAGAAUUCUGUAGUUACAGAACGUGUUGUGGAAAAUGGUCAAGAAAGAUUUGUCAUUAAGACAAUUAUUGGUGCUGAAGAUGGUCUCGGUGUUGAAUGUUUGAGAGGAUCCGGGUUAAUUGCCGGUGCCACCUCAAGAGCAUACCAAGAUAUUUUCACCAUUACAUUAGUUACCUGUAGGUCCGUUGGUAUUGGUGCUUAUCUAGUAAGAUUGGGUCAAAGAGCCAUUCAAAUUGAAGGGCAACCAAUUAUCCUUACUGGUGCUCCAGCCAUCAAUAAAGUGUUAGGUAGAGAAGUUUACUCGUCCAAUCUUCAACUUGGUGGUACCCAAAUUAUGUACAACAAUGGUGUUUCCCAUCUAACUGCUCCUGAUGAUCUUGCUGCUGUGGAACAAAUAAUGAAUUGGUUGUCGUAUAUUCCAGCUAAGCGUAACAUGCCCGUUCCAAUCUUAGAAAACGAUGAUAAAUGGGACAGAUUAGUUGAUUUUGUUCCUCAACCAAAGGUUGCCUACGAUGUUAGAUGGAUGCUUGAAGGUCGUGACAUGGAAGAUGGUAGUUUCGAAUAUGGGUUAUUUGAUAAGGGAUCCUUUUUCGAGACAUUAUCUGGAUGGGCUCAAGGUGUUGUUGUUGGUAGAGCUCGUCUUGGUGGUAUCCCCUUGGGUGUCAUUGCCGUGGAAACUAGAACCGUGGAGAAUUUAAUUCCUGCUGAUCCAGCUAAUCCUGAGUCUCAAGAAAGUUUGAUUCAAGAAGCUGGUCAAGUUUGGUAUCCAAAUUCUGCAUUUAAGACAGCACAGGCCAUUCAAGAUUUCAAUCAUGGUGAACAAUUACCCUUGAUGAUCCUGGCUAAUUGGAGAGGGUUCUCUGGUGGUCAACGUGAUAUGUACAAUGAAGUUUUGAAAUAUGGUUCAUUUAUUGUUGAUGCCCUUGUGGAUUACAAGCAACCUAUUUUCAUUUAUAUUCCACCUACUGGUGAACUAAGAGGUGGGUCAUGGGUUGUUGUUGAUCCAACGAUUAAUAGUGAUCAAAUGGAAAUGUAUGCUGAUAAGGAUUCACGUGCCGGUGUUUUAGAACCUGAAGGUAUGGUUGGUAUCAAAUAUCGUAGAGAGAAACUGUUGGGGACCAUGAAUAGAUUAGAUCCUGCAUAUAAAUCGUUAAGGGAACAAUUAUCCAAUAAGGAUUUGAAUGUGGAUGAACAUAAGGAAAUUUCUAAGAAAUUGGCAUUACGUGAGAAAUUACUACUACCGAUUUACAAUCAAAUUAGUAUUCAAUUUGCCGAUUUACAUGAUAGAUCUGAACGUAUGGUAUCUAAGGGUGUCAUUAGUAAAGAAUUAGAAUGGGUUGAAUCGCGUCGUUUCUUCUUCUGGAGAUUAAGAAGAAGAUUGAAUGAAGAAUAUUUGAUUAGAAGGUUAGAUAAUGAAUUAGUGGAUGCCUCUAGAUUGGAAAAGAUUGCUAGAUUAAGAUCAUGGUAUCCUGCCUCAGUGAAUCAUGAAGAUAAUAGACAAGUGGCCACAUGGAUUGAAGAAAAUUAUCAAAUCUUGGAUGAACAUUUGAAAUCUUUGAAGAUGGAAGCAUUUGCUCAAGGAUUGGCUAAAUCUAUUAGAAAUGAUCAUGAUAAUGUAAUUAAUGGAUUAUCUGAAGUGUUGAAGAUGUUGUCCAAUGAAGAUAAAGAAAAAUUAUUGAAAACUUUGAAAUAG